Cydia pomonella (codling moth) is the source of this 1094-nucleotide messenger RNA. RefSeq lists its product as uncharacterized. The record is from RefSeq and is a predicted model, not a curated record. The coding region runs from base 223 to 984 and encodes 253 amino acids. Gene Ontology annotation, molecular function: oxidoreductase activity. The transcript has a single exon. NCBI's taxonomy places the organism in Eukaryota, Metazoa, Arthropoda, Insecta, Lepidoptera, Tortricidae.
CAAACGGUAGACAUGUGGUGGUUAUUUAGUUAAUUUGAUUAUUUAAUAACUAUACACCUUAUGUAUUAAAAAUAUUAUCGUAACAGCUAUUUUGAGAAGAUAAUAGCUGAUAAAAUAAUGCAUUAUGUAAAGCCGAAUACAUUUGAUAAAAAUAAGCGAUAAGAUUGCAUAAUAAAAAGAGUGUCGGGAGAAAAUUCGCAGUAAUUGUCUAUCAGCGCUCCAAUGAGUUUCAUCGGUAAAGUGGCAAUUGUGACUGGCGCUGCCUCCGGGAUAGGAGCUGCGACAGCCAAAGCACUGGCCAGAGAAGGCGCCAGGGUAGCCCUGGUGGAUAAAGACGAAGAAAAACUACAAGAAGUCGCUAAUCAAUGCGCACAGCUUGGCAACAAACCUCUCAUCAUCACAGCAGAUGUUACUAUAGACGAAGAUGUCAGAACCAUAGUGAAAAACACUAUCGACAACUUUGGACAGUUAGACGUACUGGUCAACAAUGCGGGGAUUGUCAGGUAUUCAACUUUCUUAGACGAAAAUCUUAUGGAACAUUUCGAUCUACAUAUGAACACGAAUCUGCGCUCCAUGGUUUAUUUGACACACCUCGCUGCUCCAUACCUGAUCAAGACUAAAGGUAACAUCGUCAAUAAUUCGAGCAUCGGCGCUUUGCGCGUCAUAGGAAAUGUUCAAGGCCCAUAUUCAGUUUCAAAAGCUGGAGUAAAUCACUUUACUCGCUGUGUUGCCUUAGAUCUAGCUCCACAUGGAGUGAGAGUGAAUGACGUAGCUGCGGGAGGCACCAACACGAAUAUAUUAGAAAAUGCAGGGAUACCAAACGGAGAUGAGUUAUGGAAGGAAUACAUUAAAGAUCGCACUGUGCUUAAAAAGAUGUCGGAGCCCGAAGAGAUAGCAGAUCUAAUUAUAUUCCUGGCAAGUGAUAAGGCUAGGAGCAUUACUGGAUCGACCUACGUUUGUGACAACGGGACUCUAUUGUUGUAAAUUUUAAUAAUCUGGAUAAUUGACUACUGCGGCUACGCACAAGGACUACAAUGGAUCACAGCAGUUAUUGUAUCAAUUGUAUUACCAAUAAAUUAUGUUUAUGAUUAUAA